AUGCAUAUCAAAAGUUCAAACUCGUCCUUGCGAGCAUGCGAAUUCUUGACGGGUGAGGAACUUGGACCUGCGCUUCGGCGGAGAUAUCAUGCACUGGCAUUUUCGUCCCAAUGGAGCAGAAACAAAGUACGCAAGACCAGCAAGCUUGGUUGGGAGCUUCUAUCACGCUCUGCUUCAUCCUGUCUCAUCUCUCCAAACACUCGUUCGUUCGCUCGCCCGCUCGCCCCACUAUCACUUUCCACCACACGCAAAUCUGUUCGCUGGCUAACAUGUCAUCUGAAGCGCCCAGAAUUGCUUACCCGACGUCUCAGUCUACAUCUCGACAGAACUUGCGCGUUCCGCUAAUCCGCAAGCCGGCACCGCCAAAACCUCCCCUUUACUACCGCACAAGCUUUCUGUGACAGCCAAGGGUGCUUCUUUAGCUCAAUUUCCAGGCGAUCAGCAAACUUCCCCUCACACGUCCAACCAUCUUUCGAGACGACCUCCAGCACGUACCCACUGUGGAGAAGCCGCCAAUACUCUUAUCCACCCGUACGUAUCCACCGGAAUUUUAUAA
Molecule: messenger RNA, 556 nt
Organism: Hymenoscyphus albidus
Lineage: Eukaryota; Fungi; Ascomycota; Leotiomycetes; Helotiales; Helotiaceae
Source: the annotation of a GenBank genome assembly